Messenger RNA from Manis pentadactyla (Chinese pangolin), 3330 nucleotides. RefSeq names its product RNA exonuclease 5 (gene REXO5). The record is from RefSeq and is a predicted model, not a curated record. Gene Ontology annotation, cellular component: catalytic step 2 spliceosome; precatalytic spliceosome. Gene Ontology annotation, molecular function: RNA binding. Lineage: Eukaryota; Metazoa; Chordata; Mammalia; Pholidota; Manidae. Gene Ontology annotation, biological process: mRNA splice site recognition; alternative mRNA splicing, via spliceosome; regulation of alternative mRNA splicing, via spliceosome.
AUGGAGCCAGAGACAGAAAGGACCAGGAGGCACCUCAAGAAAGGCAGGAAGAGGAGGCGGGCCCCGAACAAGCUGGUCGGGGUGGCUGAGGCUAAGACAGCCUGUAGGAAACUUAAGGAGAGGCAGCCAGAGGUCAAGAAAGCCUGCUUAUCUACCAUCUUAUUUGCUGAAAACUGUGAAGUAACCCAUGCCGGACAUGAGAUCCCUUGGCUCCAUUUUGCAGUUCUGGGCAAAUCCAGUGUUCCUAAACUCAGCUGGUGCCAGCUUUUUCACCAAAACCACCUGAACAACAUGGUGGUUUUUGUAUUGCAAGGAAUGAGUCAGCUACAUUUUUACAGGUUCUAUUUGGACUUCGGAUUUCUCCAAAAGGCAUUUAGACACAUAAAUUUUCAGAAAUUCUGCUUGUUUCCUCCAUCAUCUGAUUUUCUAGCUGAUAUCAUCGGGCUGCAAAAGAAACAAACAACUGGGAUUCUGUCCAAGUCGGUGGAAGGAUCUUUACUUUCUGCCAGUUCAAAAGUCAGCAUCAGUCUGCAGAAGGACCUGAUCAUCCAGAAGUAAGGCUCUAAGAAAGUGGGCUUGACUAGAUGCCUUCUCGCAAAGGAGAAAAUGAAAACAUUUUAUUUCCCAUUACAAGGUUUUCCUGACUAUGAAAACUUUGUACCUACCAAUUGUAAUGGUUCUGUAACAGACAACAGUCCUCUCUUUGGACUUGACUAUGAAAUGCUAAGUACUACUUCUGAUAGUACUUGGGUGUUCGCGGGGCUCCCCCGCGCGGGCCUCUACCGGGCUCCUCUGGUUCCACUGCCGCCGGUGUGCGCAAGCCGUACCCAGGCUGUUCAGUCGCCGCCGCUGCGGGCUCACACAAGCCUCUCCUCGUCCCCUCUGGCACCGUUGGCACACGUGAUCUGCUCCCGGUCCCUUCCGGCGCUGCCGUCCCCGGCACGCACUGCCACUCUCCCACUACUGGUUGGUUUUUAUUGGACUUUUUUUCUGGGUUGCGUUUUUUUAACUUCAAUGCUUUGCAAGAAAUUAGAUUAUUUUUACCACUUUAUUUUCUUCAAGAUUGCCAAAUUGAAUCUGGAGGCACUAGCUAGUCACCAGGAAUUGCAAGCAGCAGGCCCAGAGCCAAGAAAUACAGCAGAAUCAGUUUUGCAACCAAACACAAGUGUUUUAGAGUGCUUAGACUACAGUCAGAAUCUCCUUUUCUUGAUCUGGGACGCAGAUGCUAGUGAACUUUCUUCUUCGAGAAACUGUCAAACUAUUAAGUGCCUUUCAAAUAAAGAGGUUCUUGACAAGGCCUGAGUGAAAAUUCCGUUUCCCUUCAGCAUUGUCCAGUUCUCUUUUGGACUCUUUUCACCCACCCUCACUGAGAAGAUAAAGAAAAGGAUGAGGAUCAAGUGGGCGGAGAUGUCAACUGUCUAUGUUGGGCCAUUUAGCAAAAAUUGCAACCUCAGGCUCUUGAAGAGGCUGUUUAAGAACUUUGGCCCAGUCCAGUCAAUGACUCUUGUUCUUGAAACCAUUCAGCCACAUCUCUGUAUACAGUUUGAAGUCCUGGAAGCUGCCCAGCUGGCCAUAGAGUCCAUGGAUGGCAUUCUAGUAGAAGGUGCCUGCAUCAAGGUGCAGAGGCCUGUGACAGAGCUCACUUGUGACACUCUUUUGAAUGAGCUGGAACAAGAUUCCGAGAAUCAAGGUACUAUAUACCUGUCUGGAGUGAGCAAAAACUUCAGAGAACACCUGCUGCAGCAGUCCACCCUCAUCUGUGGCCUGGAGGCUGUGAUCUUGCCUAAAGAUCUUGAAAGUGGAAAGCAGAAAAAAUACUGUUUCCUGAAAUUCAAAACUUUCAGUGCCUAGAGGGCCCUCAACAUUCUCAUAGGCAAGGACUGGAAGCUGAAAGGCAGGCAUGCCCUGACCCCCAGGCACCUCUGCACAUGGCUCAGGGACUUACCAAGAAGGCCCCCAGGGGUUCGUGUCAUACCUCCCUCCUGGGAGCAGCUAGCCUUCCAGACUCUGAAGGUGGACCACCCAAAGGUAGUAGCCUGGCGCUGGGGUCGGAAGAUAGAAAAGCUCUACCACAGCCUGUGCCCAGGGACCCUCUGCCUCAUCCUGCUGCCAGGAACCAAGAGCAUUCAUGGAUCACCACCCUCUGGCCUAGGACUGAUGGGAAUAAAAGAGGAUAGUGCCACCCCAAACCUGUGUUUGAGUCGGCCUGCCACUUUCAUGUGCCAUUUCUUAUCCCUCUGUGCAAUGGCAGAAAAUGUGGUUAGGCUGCCAGGCCUCUCUAUCCAGCAGACAGGUGGAAAUGGUGUACCAGCUAGAGUCUAGUCCAUUUAUAUGGCACAUACAAAAUUUCAAUAAAUGCUUAAAAUUCAAGCUUUCCUCAUCUUAAGACAGGAUCAGAGGAGGAAACCACAGUUUGUACUUUCUUUGUGUCAGUGGGUUUAUACUCAGGCACAUGGCAGGUGCUCAUUCCAUGUAGCACUCCUAUUAAAUGGUGUAAUACACAGGUAAGGAAAUCAGGAGGAGUGACUUCUUCCCCUAGGUGUACUGCCAACCAGCCAUUGUGCAGUGUGUAAAAACUAUUUAAUCUGAAGCAAAUUUCUGUUAAGGCAAACUUUUCUCAAUGACAGCUAUUAUAAAACUGAAGGAAAAAGAUAGGCUAAAGUGAAAAUCUGGCAGGUCCACCAGAGGACUGGAAGACUCAGUUUUUUCCCAACACUCCAGUAUAUUUUGUUUGUCUUAAUCAGCAUAAAAUGCUUUAAUAAUUAGAAAGGUACUUAAAAGUAACCCUCAAAAGUUUGGGCAUUUGAGGCAGUGUUUAAUCCUUUAAGUGUAACUGCUUUAAGAUCUGGCCCUAUGUGAAAGCUGGGAACCAGGAGCUAGAACCAAAGGGCUUAGCUUGGGAUUGAGACACUGCAAGUCCCCCUUCCCGUUCCAUUCUUAGAAAUGGUUCCUUUCCUUCAGUGAGACUGCAGUACCACCUUUCACCAGUAGGUGCCUCCAUCACACUAGAUCGCCCCCUCAGAACUAGAAGCUUGAAUUUCAAAAAAAUCCAGUGCUGUUUUUUUUUUUUUUUUAUCAGCUCUCAAACUGUAUAUUCCAUGUUGAAAAGGACCCGGGCACACACAAUCCCAAAACUGAUAUAUAUUAGCUGCCCUCAAGAAAAGAUGAACUAAUCUGGCAGUGUGUAUUGCACCAAAAAACCUUUUAAAUAGCUCUAUACUCUGGCACCCAGCAAUUCUACUUCUAAAAUAUUUUACAGUAACAGGAUAGUUUCACAAAAACAUGUGUUGAAUAGGUAUCACAUGGUUAGUACAAUGGAAUUCUAGCUAG